Molecule: messenger RNA, 1026 nt
Organism: Striga hermonthica
Lineage: Eukaryota; Viridiplantae; Streptophyta; Magnoliopsida; Lamiales; Orobanchaceae
Source: the annotation of a GenBank genome assembly
AUGUUGGGCUGCCCUUUGCUCAGGCGACUGGUCCUUGAUAAUUGUUGUGAGUUGAGAAACGUUAGGGUGAGCGAGGCGGCAUCGCCUGGGCUCAAGCACUUUGAAUUGUAUGCUUACAAUUGGGUCGAAGGGCGUAGCAUCGAAAUUGAUGUUCCAAAUCUCGAGACAGUCUAUGUCAGGGGCGCAUGGAUUUGGUCUCACCGCCAAAGCACAUUCUUGUUCUCUCGUCUCACGAGUUUGAGUCUCUAUAGUGUGAUCCUGUCGAGCGAGUCGUUCGACCUGUUAUCGUUCGGCUGCCCGACCCUUGAGAGCUUGACCCUAGGGGAUUGCUCCGGUUUCGAGGAAUUCUAUCUUGCAAGUGAUUCGGUCGAGUCCUUGCACAUCUCGACAAGAAAUAUACCGCUUAAAGGAGUUACGAUUUGUUCCCCCAACAAUCUCGAUUUUAUGUUCACUGCCCGCAUUCCCCAGUUGCCGGACACAUUCUCUUUCACGACCACUAAUUCCAAGGAGUGGUAUUCAAAUGUAUUCCUCUCUUCGUGCGAGGAUGAUCCCGAUUUCAAUGUCAAUUUGUGGUUCCUUGAGCUGAGACGAUUGCUCAAGGCACUAAGUGGGUCUCGGAUUUCUCUGUCUUUGCAGAUGGACGGCGGCCCUCAGGACGUGCCCUGUAGUGAUGUUCUAGCUGACGAGCCGCCUGUAGUGGUGUGGAGUUUGAAUUUUUCUACUCGUAAAUGUCGCACGGCGUCUUGGAACUUGGGUUUUACGAAUGGCUUGUUUCGUGUUUGUCGACCGAGUCUCGUAUGGGGUGGUAGGCUCGUGAGCGAGUCGGGCAGGAAGUACAGGCUCUCAGAGUUUCAGUUAAACAUGUUGCUUGCAAACAAGAACUUCAGGACCGAGCCCUACUUUUGGGGGAACGAUUUGGAGCAAGUUCACGUGGAUGGGCAGCUCGUGCAGUGGACAGACCAGUCGGAAUUGCGGAACAAGACGUAUGACGGGGAAAUAUGGCUUGACUUGAAAUGGAGAUGUUAG